AGGGCUGAGGAGGGAGAGAGGUAUUUUAGCCUCUCCUCCACUCGUGUUGCGUCGUACUUCGAUGCAACUCAUUGAAAAAAAGAGAAGCGGUAGAAAGAGGAAAGGGCCCCCGUUGAGGUCUCAUCUCGUGUUGUGGUGGUUGCUGCUCUCCGCAGAUCUAUCAGAGGAAGAGAUGCGAUGCGGCACAUAUCUUCAACCUCGCCGAAUAAUAAGGAAAAAAAAAUAUCUCGUGAGUGCGCACGGUUCACCCACACACGCACAGGCACACUUGUCUUUCCCUAUAGACGCUUAGUUAGACUGAUAGAUUGGCUCGCCGUUCGAAGGAGUACGUAGUGCCAACAAAGACGCCAAAGAACACCAACUCCACACUUGUAUUCUGAUAGGAUUCAAGGCAUUUUUGUAUUCCCAUUGCUUAGAAGAAAGCUAACGGACUCCAUGAGCACGCUUGCCACCUCCUCUGACCUCGGCGCCAUCCAACAGCUCGAGGCACUCUUCCACAGCGCCGAUCCCACACGAACAGGCCUUCUCUCGUACAGCGAGUUCGCCUACCUCAUCCUAAAAAGCGGCGGCUCACCGGAGCAGGUGGAUGCCCUCAUCGACCAAUUCUCCAUCGCCUCGCGAGCGCAGCGCAUGGUCUGCUACGCAGCACUGCUGCAGCAUCUAAGCGACUCGGUAAAGGGAGGACCAUCGCAUUCGCAGGACACACAGCCGACUCAUGCAGCCGGUGUCACCGAGCACUCCCCGCUGCCCGUGCCACCACCGCAGGCAUCGCUCCACACGUACGUCAACGUUUCUACCUCAGCGUUGCCGGCUGUCGCAGCUGCCGGGGAGAGACGCAGCGCAUCCUCCGCGUAUCCUUCCAACCGAACCUCUGCUCCUACCCAGCGCAUGGCAACGUCGUCAUCACCGCUGCUGCGAUCUGUCACACACGCCGGCAGUCGCGGUGGUUCUGCCGCCUCGCGGGAAUCCUCGAUCGCCUCCAGCGGUCCUUUUGAACGGCGACAGCAGUCUUUCAGCGAUGGGCAGCAGCGUCGCAGCAGCAGCACGAGUGGUUCGCCGUGGACGCCGCUCCAGCCGAGCUCGCGUUUUGUGGCCUCGGUGGUGCGCACUGCACAGCUGCAGGGGACGCCGGGAGGGCGAAGAGGGAGAAGCGACGAAGGAGUUGGAGCUGCUGCGCCUGUUUCGCGAUCGCGAAGCAGCACACCUUUGCCGGGACGCAGCCCACAGGAGUGGUCGGGAAUCAAUGUGGCGGGGCACCACGAGAAGCGUCAGGCGUUCGUGCCUGCCCGUCUAGACCAGGAGUUUAAUGAGCACACCGGCGCACAGCCACGUGUCUCCCCUGCACGCUCGUCCCCGUCGCGGUCCCGCAGUCGGGAGGACUCCGUUGUGCGGAUGACGCGCGCCGCGAAAGAUGCGCAGGCCCGAAAGGGCAACCACGUGAACGCACCAGCACUUCCGAAGAACUCUCAACUUUGGAAGACUCCGAGCGGCGGCGUGCCGCUCCGAGACAGCUCCAACGCACUCACCGCACCGCAACCCACGGCGGACUCUUUGCUCUUGUCCUCCUCACGGAACGCACACAUCGUGGAGGGCAAUGCACGCCAACACGACAGCGUGCUCCCCUCCGCGUCGGUCACCGCCAAUGCAGCGCUGCUCUCGCUCCGAGAUGUUUUCCACCGCAACGUCCUUCCUGCCGCGGCGGCGAAAGACGGCACGGUGCUGCUGAGUGAAUUAGAAGGAGUCUUCGCCGCGCACGGUGUAGAGGUGCACCCGCUGGAACUGGAGGCGGUGGUGGACUCUCUCGAGCUGCUGCCCGACAACACACCAACGAGUGCACGCUCAUCAAACGUGGACGGUGGCACGCACACGCAAUCCGGCGUCCACCACACCUCCUCCUCCUUCUCCUCCUUUGCGACGACGGCCGGCAACAACACAACCGUUACCGGCGGCGCGGACUGCGCGCUGGGGCUCGUGGACUUUUGUGUGUUGGUGUCGCGUCUCCGACCGGGUCUCAUACAGCGCAUUCGCCGCCCGGCAACGUGGAAUGCGCCUCCGCGAAACGUCGAAAUGGGUGUGGUGCACAAUGGUGGUUCAUUGGGCACCGCCGCUGCGGUUGACGUAGCGCGCCAACGCGUGCAGGAGACAACCACAGCGCUGCCACGCCGUAGCGUAGGUCACACCGUGCUUGACGGCGAUGCAGUGGAGGAAGGAAGCGGCGGGGAAAGCGAGGAGGCGAGCAUUGCUGAUGUGACAGUGUCGCCCAUGACACCGACGACCGCCGGCACCACACCGCAGUCCCACCGCGGCUCUUCGCUGCAGCGCCGUCCACAGCUGGACGCACCGUCACGUCCGUCGUCGGCCGUGGUAGAUUCGCGCGGCCCUCUUUCGCUGCGUCGCCAACCUCUGUACGACACACCAAAUGGCUCAAGUCGCUCUUACCGAACUGUGUUUCAAGAUGCUGCCCCGACACCACCGACGGCGCGACAGCUCUCGUCCGACAGGCAAUUCAGCGUGCUGGACGAGCCGCACGCGACGUCGGCGCGGUCAUCCCCGCGGAACGGCGAGGCGCAGCGCGCCGGUUAUGCGCUCUCCACAGCCUCUUCAGAGCGGCACCGACGCUCCCGGGUGCGCACGUCGCCGUCGCCGUCGGCGACAACACACGGCGAAGCGGCGGGGUUGCAGAGACGAAGGAAAGAGCCGGUGUGGCACACGGAGCCGAACACCGUCAGCCGGCAGGGCGCGACCAGGGCAACUUGCACCAACCACGCCGCACCCCGACGGGUGAGUGUCUCCAUCAGCAGCUCUCCCACUCCGCGCCGGCGCGAGAUGGAACACAGAAGGACGCUCUCGCCUCUUUCAUCGUCUUCACCAUCUCCCUCCUCCUCCUCACCGGGGUAUCCUCAGGAGCGCGAAAUGGGAGUUCACGCAGGCGGCUGGAAAGCACCAACGCUUUCGCCAGACUUGCUGGACACGGUACAGAGCGCGGCUUCCACGAUGCUGCGGCGCUGCACCCAAUUGGACACCCGCCACACGGGUUAUGUCCCUGCACACGCGUGGGUGCACGUGCUACGUAGCAGCUGUCCUUCCCUGACGGGUGGUGAGCUGCGGAAGGUGGAGGAGUGGGUAGCGAGGAUCCGUCAGCGCCACGCAUGCACGCGAGGAGACGCGUACGCAGCGGUGGUGGAGGAGAUCCUCACGCAGGGAAGCAACGCAGCAGCAGCAGCAGGAGGAACCCCAUCCCCGUCUCCGUCACACGUAGUUCCCUCUUCUGCCUCUGCCACCCCUGCACCCACUGCAUCAGCUGGUGGUUCAUUGCAGCGUCUUUCUCCACGCGCCGCCCCGCACGUGCGAGGCGACGACAGCGCAGGGGCACACCGGCGUCUUCGUGACGAGCUCAUGGCAGCUUGCGGCGGGGACACCGAAGCUUUGCAGGCGUACCUGGAUGCGUUUGAUGCGGCACACCAAGGCUACCUACAUGAGCACGUCUGGCGCGCCAGUCUGGAAGAGCUGUUUCGGCGCACCACGUCCCGUACGGCGCCGCGGUGGGUGCUGGAGGAAAGUUAUCGGCUGUCGCGACUGCCCUUUGACCGUGUUGCUGCACAGGAGCAGGGUGGAGUGGCGGUGCGGCCUCAGUCGGCAGCGGAGAGGGCCGCCUGCGCCCGCGUGCGCCGCAUUCCCACCGAAAUGCGAGAUGCAUUUUGCGAUUACCGUUAUGUUUUGCAGGAGCUGCACCUCGACGCGUCGCUGUAG
Leptomonas pyrrhocoris is the source of this 3750-nucleotide messenger RNA. RefSeq lists its product as hypothetical. The record is from RefSeq and is a predicted model, not a curated record. NCBI's taxonomy places the organism in Eukaryota, Euglenozoa, Kinetoplastea, Trypanosomatida, Trypanosomatidae. The transcript has a single exon. Gene Ontology annotation, molecular function: calcium ion binding. Bases 436 to 3750 code for a protein of 1104 amino acids.